GAAAGGAUACUUAACAUUUAUUGAUACAGAAAAAAGCAGCUUAAAUCGUUUUUAUUGGAGAAUAUAAAUAAAUAAAGCAAAUAAGCAAAAAUUUUCUUGUAUUAUGCGUGGGAUUAAAGUGCCUGCGUGGUAAGCUGCAUAAAUAAAUUUUACUGUGUUCAAUGAUGACUAUAACAAGAAGAAACAUCUUAAGUUUAUAUAAAGAAUUACUUAAAUAUUCUGAAACUUUAAAAUACACUGAGAAAAAUUAUUACAGAAACCGGGUCAAAAAAGAAUUUAUUGAGAAUAAAAAUACAACUAGUGAAAAAGAAAUAAAUUUCCAAUAUCAAAGAGGAAGAAAUUUUUUAUUAAAGAGGAGACUACAGUAAAUACUGCAAACCAUGACAUAUUUAUUUAAAAAACUAAAUCAGCAACGAAUCACUGCACCGGUGAUUUUGAUAUUUAGAAAGUUGAAGAGUACUAUAGAUUAUUCUAAAUUUCCUAAACUUCAUGAAGGAGAAAUUGAAGAGCAGUUUAUUAGAGGUCACGGUCCUGGUGGUUCAAAUGUCAAUAAAACUACAAACUGUGUUUUAUUAAAACAUCUUCCAACAGGAAUUGUAGUUAAGUGCCAUGAAUCUAGGCUCCUACAAGAAAAUCAAAAACUAGGAAGAGAACGUUUACUCACUAAAUUAGAUGAUUUCUACAAUGGGGAAAUGAGUGUUUCAGCUCAAAAGAAAAGAAUUGAGACUGCCAAAAAAAUUUCAAUUGACAGAAAAAGAGAGAAACUAAGGGAAAUGAAAAGACAGUUUCAAGAACAUGGAAAGUCAAGUAAAUCAUGAAUUUGCAUAAAUGCUCAUUUGUGUACUUAAAUGCAAUAAUGUAUUUCUGAUUCAAUAAAAAACUUUUUUUUGAA
Messenger RNA from Parasteatoda tepidariorum (common house spider), 892 nucleotides. RefSeq names its product mitochondrial translation release factor in rescue. Gene Ontology annotation, molecular function: translation release factor activity. Gene Ontology annotation, cellular component: mitochondrion. Gene Ontology annotation, biological process: translational termination. The record is from RefSeq and is a predicted model, not a curated record. Lineage: Eukaryota; Metazoa; Arthropoda; Arachnida; Araneae; Theridiidae.